UGAGAUUCUAUUCUCCAAAGGCGGAAUGGAUGAAAGAAUAAUUAAGACUUAGAGUAUGCAUUUCCAGAAUCUGUUACUUACGGUUUGGAGCCACAUGAUGUCGCUCUGUACCAUAAAAUUGAUCCGAUAGAGCGAGAAAGAAAGAAAAAAAAUCCCUCCUAUUCUUACUGUAAAGAAGCUGCAUCCACCAUCCAGAUGCUGAAAAAUGGAGGAUGCAGUGGGACUGGACUGAACGGUCAGGAGAUAUCUCUUCAUUUUGAAACAAGACCCCCUUCAUGAGAACAAAGCACUGCGGGCUUGAGAUGGAGUUUUCCUGGGGAAUCGGCCAGGAAUACCGGCGUUUGCUGCUCUCACUUCUGUUCCUUGCAACCUGGAAGGUCGGGAGCGGCCAGGUCCGCUACUCCGUCCCGGAGGAGGCCAAACAUGGCACCUUCGUGGGCCGCAUCGCCCAGGACCUGGGGCUGGAGCUGGCGGAGCUGGUGCCGCGCCUGUUCCGGGUGGCGUCCAAAGGCCGCGGGGACCUUCUGGAGGUAAAYCUGCAGAAUGGCAUUUUGUUUGUGAAUUCUCGGAUCGACCGGGAGGAGCUGUGCGGGCGGAGCGCGGAGUGCAGCAUCCACCUGGAGGUGAUCGUGGACCGGCCGCUGCAGGUGUUCCAUGUGGAGGUGGAGGUGAAGGACAUAAACGACAAUCCUCCUGUGUUCCCGGGAACACAAAAGAAUCUGUUUAUGGCUGAAUCCAGGCCGCUUGACUCUCGGUUUCCACUAGAGGGCGCCUCCGAUGCAGACAUUGGGGCCAACGCUCUUCUCACUUACACACUGAGCCCCAGUGAGUAUUUCUCGCUGGAAAAACCAUCCUAUGAAGAGCGAGUAAAACGUCUUGGGUUAGUAUUAAGGAAACCUUUAGACAGAGAAGAAGCCCCGGAGAUUUUUUUAGUGCUUACCGCCUCUGAUGGCGGCAAACCUGAGCUAACUGGCACCGUUCAGUUACUCGUCAAAGUGCUGGACGCCAACGACAACGCCCCAGCUUUCGACAGAACACUCUAUGAAGUGAAAUUACUGGAAAAUGUUCCUAAUGGAACGUUGGUAAUUAAACUUAACGCCUCAGAUUUAGACGAAGGCUUGAAUGGGAAUAUUACAUAUUCAUUCUCAACUGAUAUUUUACCAAAUGUGAAAUCCAAGUUCUACAUAGAUCCAAUUACUGGAGAAAUUAUGGUAAAGGGAUAUAUCGAUUUUGAAGAAAGCAAAUCCUACGAAAUUCUUGUAGAGGGCAUUGAUAAGGGGCAGCCCCCACUUUCUGGCCAUUGUACAGUUAUGGUGGAAGUUGGCGACACCAACGAUAAUGUCCCAGUAAUGGAAUUCAAGUCCUUGUCCCUCCCAAUUAGGGAAGACGCUCCACUGGGCACCGUCAUCGCCUUGAUAAGUGUGUCCGACCUCGACUCCAGUGUCAAUGGGCAAGUGACUUGCACCCUGUCGCCCAGUGUUCCGUUCAGGCUGGUGUCCACCUUCAAAAAUUACUAUUCGCUGGUGCUGGACAGCGCCUUGGAUCGCGAGAGUGUGGCGAACUAUGAGGUGGGGGUGACCGCGAGGGACGGGGGCUCGCCUUCCCUGUCGGCCACACAGAGGCGGCAGAGGGUGUGCUCUGGGGAGGGGCCGCCCAAGGCCGACCUCAUGGCCUUCAGCCCCAGUGUACCUGACUCUGGGGACAGAGAGGAUCAGCAGCCAGCAACUGAGGAUUCUCUUUCAAAGAUACUUGCUAAUGGUAUAAGAAUCUUGCAUCUCACCAAAUUUCCACUCACUUGA
Molecule: messenger RNA, 1799 nt
Organism: Delphinapterus leucas (beluga whale)
Lineage: Eukaryota; Metazoa; Chordata; Mammalia; Artiodactyla; Monodontidae
Source: RefSeq, a predicted model, not a curated record